AUGGAAAACCAGCUCUGGAGUGACACCCUGGGGUGCUGUAAUCAACACCAAGAAAGCCCCCAGGAUGCUGAAGACAUCCUAUUCCUGCUGGUGGGACUUAUCAUUCUUGUCAACAUUGGCAUCAACGUGGCAACUGUGAUGUGGCAUGAGUUCCAGAAUGCCUUAGACAAGAUUUUCUAUUGGAUUAAGCAGAAAAGUAAGUAUAUCCAGCCUUUUGAAUGUUCCCUCAAACAUUUCCCAGCCAAGGCCCAAGACAUCCACAUCCACUGCGUCCUGGACCCUGUACAGGUGAAGAUGACCCAACCCACAGGCUACUCCUCUUCCUCCUCUCGGUAUCUCCACAACCACCGGGGCCGCCACCAACCACACCGCCAGUACCAACCACGCCGCCAGUGCCGCCAACGUUACCGCCCCAGCCAACAGCAGAGGCCUUGGAACCACAGAAAAUUCUCCCAUGGUAGCCCAGUCUUUCAUAACCAAACUCACAACCGCAAGAUGUCACAGCUGCAGUCCAUACCCUUUUAUGAUAUGGAGGACAGGGACUCCUACCUGGAUGAGGAGGAUCUGUCCUUCCCACAUCCCCAGAACCCAGGCUGGGUUCAGCGGAUGGGACUGCCCUCCAACAUGGGGUUAUGGGGCCGCAAAGGUGGGAUCCUGGCCAGCUUGCCACCACCCUCUAUCUAUCUGUCACCAGAACUGCGCCUCUUACCCAAGCGUGUGGAGGCCAAGUCAGAGCUGAGGCUACAGUCCUCUGCACCCCAUUGUUCACAAUCCCGAAUUUGGGGCAACAUGGAGCCUGAGCAAUGGACCUCAUCUCCAUUACCUCCCCGCCCGCUGCCCCCUAAUCCUUCCUGGGUCCCUGGGGGGCAUAGCCCUUAUUCUUCAGGAGGCCAGACACUGUAUGAUGCUUGGGAUCAGCGGCGGCGUGGUGUAGAGGGCUGUGAACCCCCAACUACCUUGGUGUCCCGGAACCCCCGGCAGGAGGCCCAGGGCUAUCGGGAACACUACUCGCCCCCAUCCCACAGAAGGAAUCUCCCUGGUCAUGCUCACAGCCAGCCCAACCGCAGCCCAUACCCAUCCAUAGGACAUUUGGGUUAUAACCCCCGGGAUUCUCAUGAGGUGCGACACAGGGCUGCUGACUGGGCUGAGGCUAUGCCUCCUCGGCAUCCUCUGACCACUUCCACCUCCCUCACUAUGUUGGGUGAGGCUUCAUAUCAACGGGUCCCAGCUGCUAGCUCGGCCCUGCUCCCUCAUUGCUCCCAGCCCCUGCCUGAAGUCCAAGCUGUUGAUCCUGCCCCAGUCCCAGCUACCUUUGUCCCACUCAGUAGGAAUCCAGGUGGCAAUGCCAACUACCAGGUGUACGACAGCCUGGAGCUAAAGCGUCAAGUGCAGGAGAACAGAGUACGGGCCAACUCACUGCCACCACCUUCCACAUCAACCUCAAGGCCCUGUCUACACAGGAGCCGACCUGGGAAACUUAACUGA
This is a messenger RNA of Marmota flaviventris (yellow-bellied marmot), 1485 nucleotides long. NCBI's taxonomy places the organism in Eukaryota, Metazoa, Chordata, Mammalia, Rodentia, Sciuridae. The record is from RefSeq and is a predicted model, not a curated record.